AUCUCAUAUACCUAAUUUCCUUUCUCUUUUCCCGUCUUUCACGAUGGAGAGCUUCUUAUUCCAGGAUGUCAAAUUUACUAUUCAUCGCUCGAUAAAGAAAGAGGAUGUGGAAAAGCUAAUGGCGGCGUUGGACGCGAACGGCGCGACCGAAGCAGAAGUCGAGAGGGAGGCAACCCACAUCAUCACAGAUAGCCUCGAGGUUGGCAUCGAUAUGGAGACAGACGGAAAACGAAUACAUCUUGUUACUCCUGCGUGGGUCACACGAUGUAUGGCGCUAGGAAUUAGGCAGGAGGAACGCUUCUAUUCCCCGGAUCCGAAGAUGCUCUUCUCUGGCAUCGUGGGAUGCGCGUCAGAUGCGUUCAAGAGGAAGAAAACUGUUGGCACCCUAGAAUGGCUCGUUUAUGCUCUCCGGGACGGUCGGCUAUCAAAUCCGCGGGAACAGCUCAUGCAUUUUCCUCAUCCAAAGGGACCUUGCGGCAAUUUUGCCACCUAUGAAAUGACUGUGACUAACUAUACCGGGCCUGCACGGGACUACGUCAAGCUGCUGAUUGAGGCGCUUGGGGCGAAAUUCACUCCAACAAUGUCUGGCUCGACGACUCACGUCAUCGCUGGCUAUUGCCCGCCUAACGAGAAAGUCAGCGCAAAGAUUGAGCGAGCAGAAGAAUGGAAAAUCCCUGUUGUUAACCACCUUUGGCUGGAAGACUGUUUUGUGGAUUGGAAGGAAUCUCCUGUCAGU
Dacryopinax primogenitus is the source of this 736-nucleotide messenger RNA. Its product is annotated as BRCT domain-containing protein. The annotation marks the transcript as partial. Gene Ontology annotation, cellular component: Cul8-RING ubiquitin ligase complex; nucleus. The transcript has 3 exons. Lineage: Eukaryota; Fungi; Basidiomycota; Dacrymycetes; Dacrymycetales; Dacrymycetaceae. Gene Ontology annotation, biological process: DNA double-strand break attachment to nuclear envelope; double-strand break repair. The record is from RefSeq and is a predicted model, not a curated record.